Molecule: messenger RNA, 5137 nt
Organism: Salmo salar (Atlantic salmon)
Lineage: Eukaryota; Metazoa; Chordata; Actinopteri; Salmoniformes; Salmonidae
Product: TSC22 domain family protein 2
Biological process (GO): regulation of transcription by RNA polymerase II
Source: RefSeq, a predicted model, not a curated record
UUGUCGAGUGGUAGAGAAUGAGCAGAGCCAUACUUGAGCUAGCCUGCUAGUAAGUGAAUUUCAGUCACAGUAGGAGUUCUAAAGAGUGAGAGAACCCGAGGACGGGGAAGCUGAACUUUCUUCAAUUCAGGAAUUUAUGUCUACUGUAGGAGGAUAUAGAUUCCAUGUGACGAGUUGAAGAAGGAUAUGGACUUGUUUAUAUGAUGUCGUGCAGGCUGGUUCCUGUGUAAGGAGAGAACUAACGAUAGCUAUUUGGCUAGCUAGCUAGUUCGCUUUUAGCUACAUUAGCUGGCUGGCUAGCUAAAAGGGAGAGUGGUGAAAAACGAGGCCCGCCAGUCAGACUGAAGUAUCGGUAGCUGCCGGUGAGCAGUAACUGCGACAGCGGCCUGCUUGCAACUCCGGGCCGUAAAAAUACCUCACACGGGAGGCCAGGUCUGGAGGAGCCGGAGGAGAGGAGACGGUGGUAUCGGGAGACUUGUCACUUUUAGUGCUGACGGAGACUAGCUUGCUAGUUACCUUGUCCGAGUUCAGAGGAAAUUUGUUUGUUCGUUUUUAUACUCAGACACACUCUGCAACAGGAGAGGGGAGCAAGGAAGAUGUCGCAUACUUGUCUCUCGUUAUAAACUGUGAGUUCUUUAGAUGGAUAAGUUAGAAGACUACCUAACUAAUUGAGCUCAUACUUAACACUUUAAUCUGUAAAUAGAGAGCUGGAGUGACUAACAUAUUAAAUAUGUCAAAAAUGCCAGCAAAGAAGAAGAGCUGUUUUCAAAUCACAAGUGUGACACAGGCUCAGGUGGCGGCCAGUAGCAUCACGGAUGACACCGAGAGUCUGGACGACCCUGACGAAUCCAGAACCGAGGAUGUGUCAUCAGAAAUAUUCGACUUGUCACGGGCCGAUAUUGACACGGGGGUAUGUGACAGAAGUUCAUCCGAGGAAACCUUAAACAACGUAGGGGAAGUGGAGGCUGCAACAGGUCAUUUUAACGGGGGGCACGCUUUUAGAAGUACAGGCAGAAGUCAUGUCAAUCAAAACCUUUUAGGGGGUAGUGUGCCUGUACCAGCCGCGAGUAAGCCCUCCAUUCCAACCUUGGCAACUCAGCAGCUGACAACAGUCAAUGCUGUCCCUGCUGCGAAUGUCUCCCCAACAAGUGUGGCUCAAACGCCCCCAGCUGCGCCUAGCACUACAACCACUGUAAGCUAUAGUUCACGUUUCAGGGUCAUUAAACUUGACCAUGGUACAGGGGAGCCCUUCAGACGGGGCAGAUGGACAUGUACAGAGUUCUAUGAGAGAGAUUCUGAGGGCUCUGGCAUGAGCAGGACUGUGGAUAGCAUAAAACACACUGUCACCCUUGACCACAAUGCAGACAGGGACACUGGGCUUGGGGCCACAGGAGACUCUGUGGUUGCUUCUAGUACCCUGUCCACAGAGGCUCAAGAGUCCACAGGUGAUAGUGGCUACUCCACUAUCCAUCAUGGCCAUCCUCCGGAGCCUCAGCAGCAAGGCUACGGCCUAGCGCCCCAAAUAGGGAACGGGGGGAGUUCCUUCCAGCCCAUGGGUUACUCAGCAGUGGUAUCCCAGGCCCAGGUCAACGUCCAGCCCGCUGUCCCCCAAACACUUCACCCUACUGGCCUCAACGGGGCGCCCCAAGGCGGCAUGCUGAAAAAAUUUCCCCAUAUGCCUCUUGCCACGCAAGCCCAGCAGUUUGCCUACUCUGCUCAUCCCUCUGGCACGCACCCCAGUCAGCUGGACUACUUACCCCCUCACCAGCCUCAGAGCUCCAGCACUCAAACCCUCCCUAUGGCCUCCCUCACUGUGGGGCCUCCUGCGAGCCAGGGCCCCUCGCCUGUCAUCACCCCAGCCGGCCCCAGUGCUCAGGUGCUGGGGUUGUUGGCUCAGGCCGGGGAGCUGACAGGGUCUCUGCACAGCGGUCCAUUAGCCUCAGUCCCGGGGAUGUUACUGCAGGUGGGCAGCGGUGCAGUGAUGGCCCCUCUCCUGCCCGGGGGUGCCAUACAGCACCCUGUGAGUCAGCCCCUGCCUUCAGGUGGAGUGGGCAGUGUCCUCGCACCUUCCACAGCCUCCGUUGUCCAGAACGUGCCUGCCACAGUGCCCAGCGCCACCAACACCCCCCCAGGCCCAGGAGGACUCUCCCAGGCCCAGGUAGUUUGCAGUGGGGCCACGUCGGGAUCUGCUGGGCAGGGCCUUCCCGCAGCCAGCCAAGAGGAUGACAGCCGCAGGAGGUCAGACAACCUUCCUCAGCCCAACGCCACCCUGGGAAAAGAUUUCAUGAGGCCUUUUAUCCCAGAGAGCCUGCAGCUGGCCAAUCCCACCGUCAACAGUCUGUUCGGGAUAGCCAUUCCCAUGGAUGGGGAUGAGGAUGGUGCUUCCGGAGCCAGUGUUGUUGCCAUCGAUAACAAGAUAGAGCAAGCAAUGGAUCUAGUGAAGAGCCACCUGAUGUACGCAGUGCGGGAGGAGGUGGAGGUGCUGAAGGAGCAGAUCAAGGAACUGUGCGAGAGGAACUCUCAGCUUGAGCAGGAGAACGCCGUGCUCAAGUCCCUGGCCAAUAUGGACCAGCUCACCCAGCUGUCGUCCACCCAAAUCAGCCCUGCCGGCAGCACCUCCCCGUCUCAGCAGCUACCCUCCACCAAUACCAACACCCCCCUGGAGGGUGAAACCCAGGCUUUCAGUCUGCCACAGCAGCCCAACGUCACCUCUGUGUGAUCCCAUGCCCCCGUAAUACACCUCCCUGACAUACGGGAGGAGGAGACCCCAACAAACAACCAACCCCUGCCUCUCCCGCUGCCUUGCAACAUAAAAAAAGAGCUCAGAACUGCAUUUGAUGUUUUUUUAGAAGCAAAAAAAAACAAGCAAAAUCAGCUUUUGUUUGCCAACCCUUGUCUUCGACUCGUGUGAAGAGCCAUGCUUCAUUUUGCGUGCUGCUGCUGUCGUCUGGCCUUCCCAGUAUUAGACAAUCAUCAUCAUGUGAUAGCAUUCUUUUGGCCGGGUGUCCUGCGUUAAGUCUAUGGGGAGCUGGCCAAGGGAGGAGUGCGGUGCAGGGCCACGGGGGGUAAGAGGCAAUCCGGCGCAUGGUGGCGGUAGUGGAGGUGGUCCAAGAGGCCGAAAAACGUGGGGGGGGUCCUACGUGUUGGGAGGCCCUUGACUGUUCUAUCCCCCACUCCACACUGGGUUGUUGGUAGCAAGUGGAAAAGAACGGGGGAAUGAGAAUGACAAAUAGAGACUGAGGUGGAGGAAAGGAUUCCCCCCACCAUAGGAAGAAUGUGUCUCACGCCGUGAGAAGACCAAAACUAGUUUUCCCAGAGCCACCACACUGACACAAAUCAAAAAAUAACUUAAUUAGUUCAGUUUUAAUGUUUGCAUUUAUUUAUUUCAGGGAUACAAUUUUCAUAAUGUAAAUGAACAAUGUCACGGAAGUACAUGUUAAAGUAUGUUAGAUUAUCGGUCAGGCAGUCAAUUGGUAGUCUAAUCAAAAAGUAGUUCCGUAAAUGCAAUAGGUUCUUUUAAAAAGGCAAUUCCCACGGCAUAGCACCGCUAACACUAAAAGGCAGUUAACUUAAUUAAAUUAAUACAGGUUGAAUGUACAUUUUGUAAAGAGUAAAGUGUUAAAAGCAUAGAGGGAUUGUACAGGUGAAUGCCAGUUAUUGAGAUAUGAAUCGUUGGUAGUUAUAUUUUGAUAAACAUUUGCUGUAGUUUCUUUGUCGCCAAAAUUGGAAGACAAUUGCCAUACUUUCCCAACAUUUAAAAAAUUCUAUUGCACAUAUUUACUGUCUGGGCUGGGGGUAAAAAAAGCUGUGAAAUUGUUCAACCUACGUUGUAACCAAAGACUCAAAGCUGUGUAAUAAUUUAAUUUUUAAUGCACACGUUUCUUUUAGAUUUUUUUUUUUACUUCCUUGUUUUUUUGUUUCUGUUUAGCAUGUUCUGCAUGAUCUAUAAUUAAACCACUUUCUUACCUCAUCUUUUUAUUUAGCACUCUUAUUGUAACGUAAAGUUAGUCUGCUCUGUCCUUUACCCAUUGUUUACAAAGAGCUGCCAGUUAGAACGAGAGAGGAAGGAGAACGGAAUGGAAAGAGAGGGGGAGAGAAUGAGGGGAUUAAGAGAAAGGGAGAGUCAGAAGCACACACUAGCAGAAAAUGAAGUUUGAGCCAUCUUUUUGUUUAUGUAAAGUGUUUUGAAUUUCAUAUGCAGACCAAAAAAGUUUUGUUAAAUUGCAAAUGUUACUGUAUUUAAAGGCCCAGUGCAGUCAAAAACGUGACUUUAUAUUUCCACACUAUGAGGUUGGAAUAAUACUGUGAAAAUUGUAAUGCCCUUUUAGUAUAAGAGCUGUUUGAAAAGACCACCUGAAAUGUCAGCCUGUUUUGGUGGGAGGGAGCUUUGGUUUUCCAUGGUGACAUUACCACACAGUAAAUUAGUUAAUAGACCAAUAAGAAAGUUCCAAACCUCUCUGCCAAUAACAGCUAAUUUUCAGUUUUCCCCUCCCCACUCAAACCACUCCCAGACAGUCCUAGCAAAAUUCUUGCUUGAGAAAUUGCUCUUUGCUUAAGUAGCUCUUUUUUUUUUUAUUAAUUUUUUUGACCAUUUUAAUUGAAAACAAUCACAGGAAGGUACUGAAUUGUUACCAGGAAAGGAUUUGAUUUUGAGAUUUAAAACAAAUGGCUGCAUUGGACCUUUAAGAAAUGCAAACAUUUAGAUUCUGAUUGUAGUGUACCAAAACAUACUUCAAUAAAAAAACUGCUAGACUAUAAUAACUUACAAACUUAAUGGAAACUAUUGUACACAUUUCACAACUUCAGCUUGAAUCUGGUAAACUAUUGAAUGAGCAUAUUAUGGUAUGUCCUGUCUGCGUUACAUGUCUUUUGUGCUUCCUGUACCAUUCUUUGUGGCUUAGAACCAAACCAAAAUUAUCAUCUUUAGCAGGAUGAACUUAGAUUUCACCUUUGCAACUGGGUAUUAUUAUUUCUUUUUUUGAAGGAGAUGCCAUGUACAUGCCAGGUGUGUACUGUAUGAACGUGAUGAUCACUGAGCCUUGGAGAAAAUAUCUUAAUGAUGCCCUUGUAAUGUGCUGUUGUGGCAACAAAAAAAAUGGUGUAAAAAAAUAAAUUACUGUUUUAUUAAGAAUGUCAA